UACUUUGUGAGAAAAAAAAAAAAAAACUGUCAACCAUAUCCAAAGUGCAGGACCAAGGAGAAGUAAAUAAUGUAUGCGUUUGUUCGAUUCUUUGAAGACGAUAUGUGCUACGCGUUGCCCGUUUCAAGAGUGGAAGAUUUCAGACCUCAGCACAGAACAGAUUUUGAUAAUCAGAAGGUGUAUCUGGUUCACAGAACUGAAGAGAAUGGCAGCGCAGGCCAGCCGUGCGAAGCGCAGAUCCUUGCCCUUGCAGAUACAGUAGAGGAAUUUGAAGACAGUAUAAUGCAAAAGAAGAUGAAAAUUCCCAAGAUGUCCAUCGAGAAUUCAGGAAACUCUAUUGAGAACCAUUUUGGAGAAGAGAGGUUGCCACUCAGGCAUAAAAAGGCCCUGUCUCAGGACCAUGGACGACCCCUGUCUAACUCCUCCAAGAGCCUUGCAGCAGUAGUGGCUCGCCUUGAGAGGAAUGCAGCCAGCUGUAUGGAGGGCGAAGAGGACCUGGAUGAUGACCGGCUUGCUGAGGAGGUAGAGGAUGCAGAAGAUGAAGAUGAAGAUAUGGAGGCAGAACAUCAGCAACAUCAUCACCAGCAGCAGCCGCAGCAGCAGCAACAACUGCACCAUUUGCAGGUGGAUACAGACUGUGUGUCGGAGGUAACUGCAGCCGUGGUUCCUCGAGUCUUGUAUGAAGAGCUGGUUCACAGCUACAGGCAACAGGAGGAGGAGAUGAGGAGGCUGCAGCAGGAGCUGGAGAGAACCCGUAGACAGCUCGUACAGCAGGCCAAGAAGCUGAAGGAAUAUGGCAGCUUGCUCACGGAAGUCAAAGAACUGAGGGACUUCAACAGGAGGCUGCAAGAUGUCCUUCUUAUGAGAUUGGGCAGCGAGCCUAUGCAUGACAAUGGUACUCAGACAAUCAAGGCUGAAGUGGUUGAGCCCAUUGUUGACGCCCAGGAGACCUGCAGAGAAGAAGCCAACACCAGUUCCAGCUACUCACCCUCCCCUAGAACAGUAUACACCUGCAAUGAUGGGAAGGUUCACCUCGGUGGUGGAAUUUGGGUUGAAGAGGAGAAGUGGCACCAGCUCCAGCGGACACAGGGAGACUCCAAGUUCACAAAGAACCUGGCUGUAAUGAUCUGGGGCACAGAAACCCUCAAAAACCGCAGUGUCACAGGAGUGGCCACCAAAAAGAAGAAAGAUGCUCUGCCAAAACCUCCACUGUCACCCAGCAAGCUGAAAAUCGUCCGAGAGUGUCUGUACGACAGAGUGUCUCAAGAGACAGCCGACAGUGCAGAGAUUACGCAGAGAUUAUCCAAAGUGAACAAAUACAUUUGUGAAAAGAUAAUGGACAUCAACAAGUCCAUCAAGAACGAGGAGCGGCGGGAGUCCAAGCUGCUCAUCAGACAGACAGUCAAGAUGGAGAACUUCACCUACGAUGGCAUGUAGUGGUCAACUGUUGUCACACCAGCGCCUUCUGCCCCCAGUGGUUCACAGGAUAUUUAGGAGACUCUGAUAUGGGUGGUUGGGGGAUAUUUGUAACAGUUUCAGGAGUUGUUUUACUUUGACACAUUGGAUUUGUUAUUCUGUGAAAUUUUGACACAAAUAGACCUCUUCCCACCUCCCACCUCCAAACAGAACAACCAUUACCUUCCUCAGUGCCCAGUUUCCUCAUUGACCGUCAGACAGCUUUACCCAACAGUAAGAAGUUGAAUGAAUGUGGAUCAGUUUAAUAUGAGCUGGUGAGAGUGAUUUCUUUUUUGUUUUGUUUCAAAUUUGUCGUGGAAUUGGUACAGAGAAAUGGUUUAUUGAGGUAUAUGCAUUUGUGUCAAAGGAGAGAUUAGAUGUGAUUGUGAAAUUAAUUUAUUGUUCUGUGUCAGAACAUAAUCUUGCAUCAUUAAACUUUUAAAAAGUUAGAGGUUAUUUCCCGAGACAAAGUCUUCUGAUGCUAUAAAGAUGAUGAUGCUAGCUUGGAUGUUUGGUGACGACCCCAUCACCGCAGAUACUUACUCGCUGUUGGUACUUAAUGCGUAGAAUGCAACGUCAUCAUCUCAAAUGUUUAAGUCUUAAUUGGUAACAGCCAUAUUACAUUUAGCAACACUUGUGUUGCUCCUUGAGAUGAAAGAGUGUGUGCACCCCCUUCAAAUAUAGGUCAAUCACAACAUAUCCCUUUAUUAAGAUGAGGGCUUACAGGGGUUUAAUAGGAAGUAUGACUCGAAGAAAGAGUCUAUGGAGGGCUGUAUUUGUUUUGUUUUAUAUGUUGACCUUUGGAGGUGAACAUUUGCCAUCACUGAGAGAGCACAAGGACAGAGGGUUUGAUGGCAUUUUGCUGCGUUACUCUUAAUCAAACAUGUCACUUUCAGACGAUCUGACUGUUUAAUGAGUUGUAGUGAUUCAGGCAUGUUGAUGCCGAGAAAGGCCUUAAAAUGGAUUUGGCAAUCACCAGGGACAUGUUUGCCCCUGGGUUUUCUAGUAAGCUGUGAUUGUAGAUGUAUAGGAAGCUUAAGAGAUGAAGCUUCACCUGCACUUUGCUGUGAGAAUGUAAGUGAUGGCUAGGUACUAAUUGUGUGAUUCAUGCUGUUGAUCUGAGCCGGGCAAGUUUCUGCCCCUACCCCCAGUCCCGGUAAAAAAUGACUGGUGAGAAAAUCCGAGUGCAGCUCUGCGCGGCUCAGGUCAUCUUUGUGUGGAAGCGGUGUUAGCUGUGGGUAAAGCUGUCUGAAAAACUGUUGUGCUGUUGAAGUUGUGUGGGCCUGCUGAACCCUAUAACAACCCCCUCUUUUUUAAGCCAUGCCACCGCGGAACAAAGAAAGGUCGCUCCAGUGACAGCUUCCUCUGAGCUAUGCCAUCAGAACUUUGAAAAUUGUCCCUUUUUUUUUUUUUUGUAUGUUUUUUUUAAACGGUUUCUUUUUUCUCUCUCCGGUUGUUUUAUUGUUUUGAUCCAAAAAGGUUUGUGUGGCGGUCUGCAGGCUGGAACUAAAAUGCUGCAGAUUGAAAUCUCAACUGUGACCUAUAGCUGUGGCUAACUGUGAAUCUGCUGCAGAGCUGCCCAUCAAGCCUUUCUCCUCUUCACACUCUAGAUUCUUGUUUGUUGUUUGGUUCAUUUCUCUCUAUCAUUUUGUAUGUCUUGUUUUUUGUUUUGUUCAGAUCAGCCUUUUGUUAAGCUACCUUAUGUUUUGGGGAUAUUUUAGUGUACAUAAAACACAUAUUUUUAUUUUUUUCCACCAAACAUGUAUGUUUCAGUUUCUAGUAAUAUUAUCCUGUUACGGUUUUAAGGUUUUGGUCAAGUUUUGGGUCAAUUACUAAUUUAUGUUUUAAUUCCAUAUUACCUAAGAAUUUGAUGUUUCUUUUAACGGUUCUGUAUUUUUCUUGUUUUGUUUUUUUCGUAUGAAUUGUUGGCUUUAAGCUUGAUAUUGUAUCCAAACGUAGAUCAAUGGAAUCUACAAAAAUAUUUAAAAAAUAAAUCUCCCCUUUUCUAGCCAAAGUGAUCUCUAUGAAACCAGAGAGUUUCCAUAGCAAAAUAUUUUGACAAAGCCCGUCUGUUAAGCUACAUUCACAACGUUGAUAAGCCUCGUUUAGAAUCUAGCCUCUAACAAUCUGCCACAGUAAGAUGAAAAUCAAUAUCAAUAAACUGUUGUACUCUA
This is a messenger RNA of Pleuronectes platessa (European plaice), 3629 nucleotides long. RefSeq names its product BEN domain containing 5 (gene bend5). Lineage: Eukaryota; Metazoa; Chordata; Actinopteri; Pleuronectiformes; Pleuronectidae. The transcript has 6 exons. Gene Ontology annotation, biological process: negative regulation of DNA-templated transcription. Gene Ontology annotation, molecular function: DNA binding. Bases 70 to 1437 code for a protein of 455 amino acids. The record is from RefSeq and is a predicted model, not a curated record.